Molecule: messenger RNA, 351 nt
Organism: Anopheles maculipalpis
Lineage: Eukaryota; Metazoa; Arthropoda; Insecta; Diptera; Culicidae
Gene: spt4
Product: transcription elongation factor SPT4
Exons: 4
Coding region: 1-351 (116 amino acids)
Biological process (GO): positive regulation of DNA-templated transcription, elongation; mRNA processing; chromatin organization
Cellular component (GO): nucleus; DSIF complex
Molecular function (GO): RNA polymerase II complex binding; zinc ion binding
Source: RefSeq, a predicted model, not a curated record
AUGGCAUUCGAUGCAAUCCCAAAAGAUUUGCGAGCUUUGCGAGCAUGCUUGGUGUGUUCGUUGAUCAAGUCUUUUGAUCAGUUCGAAACGGAUGGCUGUGAUAACUGCGAAGACUUCCUACGGAUGAAAAACAACCGGGAACAAGUUUACGAUUGUACCAGCAACAAUUUCGAUGGAAUGAUAGCGGUUAUGAGUCCGGACGAUAGCUGGGUUUGCAAGUGGCAACGAAUAAGUCGCUUUACAAAAGGAAUCUACGCCAUAUCCGUGUCGGGAAGGCUGCCAAACAGUAUAAUCAGGGAGAUGAAGAAUCGUGGCAUUCCUUACCGACCAAGGGACACGAGUCAACGAUAG